Messenger RNA from Coccidioides immitis RS, 213 nucleotides. RefSeq lists its product as uncharacterized. Lineage: Eukaryota; Fungi; Ascomycota; Eurotiomycetes; Onygenales; Onygenaceae. The transcript has 5 exons. The record is from RefSeq and is a predicted model, not a curated record. The coding region runs from base 1 to 213 and encodes 70 amino acids.
AUGCACCAGCUUCAACAAGAGAUCAAGAGUAUACAUCUCCAGUACAGCCUAAAUUCACAAAGCAUUAGAUGGAUUAUUCAAGCUAUGAUAAAGAAGCAAUAUUACAAUCAAGCACAGUUCUGGUCUCCAACAAAGGUUCUUAAGGCAUAUAAAGAGAGGCACAACAUGUUGCUUCAGUCAGGGCUUCAAGCACUGGCUUUAAAGUGCUGUUAG